This is a messenger RNA of Anthostomella pinea, 3159 nucleotides long. NCBI's taxonomy places the organism in Eukaryota, Fungi, Ascomycota, Sordariomycetes, Xylariales, Xylariaceae. The record is from the annotation of a GenBank genome assembly.
AUGGCACAGUACUCGAGCUCGAAAUUGGACCGGCCAGAGCCUGGUCUGAUCAAGUGGUCACCGAACCCAGCAUACGACGUGUUUCUUCAUGUCAACUUACAGCACCGAGUUGUCCAGCUCUAUGAACCUACGGGGCACGUGCAGCGCGGCCAGUUUGACUACGAGAAGCUGUCAAAAUUCGAUGAGAUCCCACCCUUGAACACCUAUGACUGGUCACCAGCUCAUCCUGGCUUCGUCGCAGUCGGUACUGCCUCGGGUACCGUGAAUCUUCUCAACCUCCACGAUGCCUCCAAUCAGUACCUGGAGCAGAGGCUGAAGAUAACUCGGCCAUGUCAAGCGGUUGCCUUCAACACUGGCACUCUGCUGGCUGUUGGAUUGGAGCGGGUACGGAACGACCAGUGCCUCCAAGUUUGGGAUGUCAACCAUCUGGUCUCCGUCGAUUGGCCUUCUCUGGAGGGUUCAGAUUUUGGGGAGUCAGUACACCGCUUGGAGCCCUCUACCUCAGUUUCGAGUACCAAGUUCUUUGAGGAUAGCCCACAAACGUUGGUGGCUGGCAUCAAAAACCAGGGCAUCCGUAUUUAUGACCUGCGAGACCCUCAUGGCGCUGUCAUUAAUUACCAAACCAAGUGCAACAAUAACCUGGCCAUCGAUUACGCAGAUCCCAACUAUUUCGCUUCGUCAUCCCUGGACAGGCCGGGUGUCAUCAUAUGGGAUCGUCGGGCAACGUCAAGACCUUCAUCGUCGCCAUCGUACCUCGACGCUGUUGAUACCGAUGGCCUACCAUGGGGCGCUGCACUAAACUUAGAACGAGCAAUCGACAUCAAUCCCAGCAAUGUCCCAGAGAGAGGCUCGCUGAUCCGCUCACUACGGUUCUGUCGAGAUCAAGGGGGGCUCAUAGCUGUGCUCUCUAGGACGGGCCAGCUAAGAGUCCUAGAUACUAAAAAGGAGUUCACCGAACCCGAAAAGCAGUACGAUGGCAGCCCAGAGCUGCUGGAAACAAGAAGGUCUUACGAGCUGGACAUGGAAUAUGGGAGGCAGGACCGGAAGCAUGACCAAAUCGUGUCUUUCGACUGGGUCACGCUCGACUCGCCUACUCUGACACCCCGAGCAAUAGUACUGCGUGCAAGUGGAGCCUAUGACAUUCUUGAGAAGCCCUCCUAUACGUCAGAGCAUAUUUAUAAGAUGGUCCCCUGGCAAGCUCCGUACCGGGGACUUGAAGAGGGAAGUCGCUAUCACAGCAUCAUGCAGUUCGAAGCACCACAGUAUGCCGAAAUGAUGGGACCGCUCCUUCUACACGACGCGCUCAAAGAUAUACCGCUCUUCGGAGAGGAGGUGAAAUCUGUCACACAUAUCGUACAACAGAUUAUGCAAUCUCAUCCACCAGAGGCCGACCCAAUAAUAGACUCGGAGGCAAGAGACGUCUUCCCUCCCAUACCAAACACGGCAUCCACAGCAUUCACAGCAGAGACGCUACGUGGGCUCAGAGAUUAUUCAAACGAAACCCUCAACCUUCCGAAGACACCUUUCAGCAGCAAGCGGCAGCCGUCUACAAUCGAAAAGCUGGACAAGUCUUUAACAGAUCUGUCGGUGAAAGGCGUCGGACCGAUAUCUAAUCGAGAACUGCACGAAAAGCUGCUCGCGACGACACUUGAUACCGCGGGAUUUCCUAAAAUGGCGCAAGUCGUUCUAGACCACGUCAUGCUUCUUCGAUCCAAAGAGAGAUACCUAUUUGACUAUGCCGCGAAUAGAGAUAUAGUUUCUGAUGACCCUUGGUUAAGGGACCUUUGGGACUGGGUCGCCGGUGCUGCACAAGCCGCUUCUGAUGACGGUAUGAUAUCUCAAGGGAUCGAUCUCAGCUACCUGGGAAUCGUUACCAUAUGGAAACAUGACCUAGGGCUUCAGAGUGCAUCGAGGUUGGCGAAUGGGCCAACCCUGCCAGGUGCAAAAACGUGGGAGCGAUGCCUGCAAGCGAUCAACUCGAAGACUGCUCAGCCGAGUUACAACGGAGUAGAGACAAAGAGGCCGGCGCACAGGCAAGCCGCUAUUCGCAUGUGUAGGUGGGGCAGGUCUGUCUAUACCGACUAUAAUGAUUACGCCAAAUCAUCGCCAUCGGACAGACAUUCUUCGUGGCAUACGAUGGCGACAGCCCGUGCCCUCUUCGAAGGCGAUACCAAUGAGGCUGUGCAGAUCUUGAAGAGAGCGAGUACCGAAUACCCGGAGCUCUUGUUCGUCUCUCUCGCGCUCCAACUCAUAGGACGAGGCGAUAUUGGCCUCGCCAAAGAGCAGCUGGACUUCGAUGACGCAGUUGCUUCCAAGACUGAUCCGUACCUUCGGGCUAUUUCUUCCCUCAUUGCGACCAACAACUGGGAGGCGAUUGCGAAUCAAGAGUCACUACCACUCCGCGAACGUACCUACGUGGCACUGCGGUAUUUUGACGAUGAUACGCUUACUCGGUGGCUCGAUAAACAGCUAGAGAAGGCCGUAGAGACAGGCGAUUUAGAAGGGAUCGUGUUGACGGGCAUAACGGAUCGACUAGUCGACAUAUUUGCCAGUUACAUUGAGAAAUUCAACGACGUCCAGACAGCGACCCUGGUCCUGUCGAUCUGCUCACCGCGGUAUAUCAACGAUUACCGCACCCUCGCGUGGCGAAACGCGUACCGAGCAUAUCUUCAACGACACAAAGCAUUCAUGCAGCGCACAAAAUUCGAAGUUGAAAGCACGAAGAAGAGCAAGCGAGGUGGGGUCCCUACCAUCAAACCGCCAUCAAGACAGAUUGCCCUGCGCUGCGUAUAUUGCGAUGCCGAGUACGAGCUUUCGAAGACAGGAACAGGCCCUCCCUCGACGGCUCAGGGACAGGCCAACCCCCUUGCCGCGGCGAAUAUCAGUGCGGGCAUCAGCUGCCCCAACUGCGGUCGUCACCUCCCACGGUGCGUGGUUUGCCUCGAAGUUGUUGGCAUUCCCCGGUCCGAUAAACCUGAAGCGUCGCCCGAUCCGCAGAUCCGGGUAGCAGCCAAGUUCCCCACGUUCUGCCUCAAGUGCGAUCACGUCCUCCACUUGGACCAUGCGAGACAGUGGUUCGCUAGGCAUGUCGAAUGUCCUGUUCCCGAGUGUCGAUGCCGAUGUAAUUUUAGGGCCAAUCCAGAGCUGAGUUACCAUUAA